This is a messenger RNA of Lacerta agilis (Sand lizard), 1729 nucleotides long. It is a transcript of the gene POLR1D, whose product is annotated as RNA polymerase I and III subunit D. Bases 136 to 522 code for a protein of 128 amino acids. NCBI's taxonomy places the organism in Eukaryota, Metazoa, Chordata, Lepidosauria, Squamata, Lacertidae. The transcript is spliced from 3 exons. The record is from RefSeq and is a predicted model, not a curated record.
UCAUCGCGAGCGGCUGCUUGGACUUGUCGCGAGCGCUCGUCUCCGUUUCCGCCGCUGGGGCAGGAAGAGAUGACGGGCGACGGAGGCGCUUGAGAGGCAGCCAGGCCGGACGACCGACCGACCCCACCGACCGCCAUGGCGGAGGAUUCGGAGCUGGAGAGGAAGGCAGUGGAAGAACUUCUAACAGAGGCCAAGCGUGGGAAAACCAGAGCAGAAACUAUGGGAGCCAUGGGCUGGAUGAAGUGCCCUCUUGCCAGCACAAAUAAAAGGUUUCUGAUUAAUACUAUUAAGAACACAUUGCACUCCCCGAAGGAGCAAGAGCAGGGACAAAACCAUCAAGAAGACGAUAAGGAAUCUGAACCAAACCAGAGCAGGGAGGAAAGCAAGCCAAAGAGACACAGAUCUCACCCAUACAAACCUAGCUUUCGGUCUAGAAGAAGGGUAAGCGCUUCUCCUCCUAGGCACCACCGGAACAGGAACCAGCACUCAAAGGACAAGCAUGAACAGCGAUCAAGCAAAUGAGGAGGAACCCCUGCCAUUCCAAGAAUGAAAUUAAACACUGAACUGGGCGGGUGGGAGUGUUUAACUAUAUUGAAAUAGAGGGCAUUGUUCAGUACAGAUGUCCAUGUUGGCAGCAGCUUUUUAGAGACAAGCAAAUCCCGCUUCUCAUGAACUUUCUUUGAGGAGUUCUUGUAUUCUUUAAAGUUGUCAGUGUAUUCCUUCUGUUUCUCCCCCUGCCCUCCAGUCUUCAACCAAUUAAAAUUGUUACUUUGUAUAGUUGUAACAUGUUUAGUGCUUUGCACAAACCAUUUGGAAACAAUUUAUUUAGACAAAUAUACACGGAGGUGUAUUCGGUACAUGGUAAGUUAAUUUGCUUCCCAAUUCCUUCAAGGAAGCUACUAAAUCUUAGUUUGAAAAAGCAAAAAACAAAAGAAAAAGAUACUCCAGGUACAGAAAAUGUGAUAUGCUUCUUGGCCUGCACCUAGAUGAAUUUGAAUAAGUUUACUGUGCUUGUAACCUGAAAAUGACUGAUGUGGCACCUGGAUAUUACAGAUAAGUAAAUGCAGGUUAGGCUAAAUGUAUAUUGGUAAACAAACUACCCAGACUGAGUGACUCUUGUGUCCAUGUGGGAACUCCAGUGCCCACAUGGAACUCUGCAUGAACAAUAGAUCCUCAUUCACUUCAAACUUGGGGAGAAGGCAUCAGACAUGUUAUCUGUUUGUGUGCACAGAAUAUUUCCCAAUGCUGAAGUGAAUGCUGGUACUCAUUUUUGACCUAGAGUUGUGUGUACACUUGAAACCUGUGAAAUCACAACUGUGGGCUGGAUGUGAAAUUGGCUUUCAUUGUUUUGCAUCCUUUGGUGUAAUUGAUGAUUUGUGAAGGAUCAAUAACGAAUGCAACUGCAUUGGGACAUCUCUUGAAUGGCAGUGGAAUGAAAAACAGCAUCAGAAGAGUCUUGAGGGAUACAUUUUUCAUCACAAAUUGCUGAAUGCUUUUGCAAACCAGUACAGACUAUUGCCACCUAAAGUCUGACUGCUGUCUAGUUACAGUUGUAUUGGUCAAGUUCUCGGUGUUUCCUUACCUGCAGAUGAUUGAUCCUUGUCAUUUCUCUAUUGUAUGGAAACAUUAACAUUUAAAUCCUUAGGCAAAGUUGUUUGUAUGGUUAAGCUGUUUUCAACCUUGGGUAGUUUUCCUGAGUUAACAUUAAACUUGAACUGUAUUACUAAAA